CAAAGAGGCACCGGCGCGCUCUUGGCCGCAUUCAUCGUCAAAUACACCCUUGCGACACACUAACGCUGCGCGCGAUGGAUCAGGAUCCUACGUACGACCGCUGCGAAUCAGAAGCCCUCGCAGUGACGCUGGGCAGAGGCGACAAAACAAAGCUGAUCUCGCAAGCACUGUACGGGCCCGAACGGUGGCCGGUCGGGAGACCCCGCGACGCGCGCAGCAAACUCCUGACCGGUGCCCUUGCGGCGAAGGAGCGGGUGCACUGGUGGCCCGUAGAGCCUUGGUUCCGGCACUACCGCGUCCCUUUCCAGGAGGGGCUAAGGGUGAUCAGUUGGUUCGGACACGGCGAACGGCUCGCCAAUUGCACGGUUCAGCACGUGGUGGACACGUUCCAAAUCACCGAUUGGGACUUCGACAAAACUCGCGGGGUCUACCGCCACGCAUUCUCCAAUAUUUUACCUUUAGAGCCGUCUCUUCACAUUUCUUGCGAUAGCUUGGUCAAAGCCAUCACCGAAGCGAAGAAUGGGAUGCCCAUAACGCCGGGCAAGGCACAGCUGGAUACCUGGCGGUGGGCGCCGGCCGGCGUCGUGGAAGACACGAUAUGGUGGAGCGGUGCCUCGCGCUACUACGGCGGCCGCGCGCCCAUGGUGAGGAUGGCCGAGUUGCCCGACGACGCCCUGCGCUGCAUCUGCGAGCAGCUCGUGCCCCCGGUCCUGCGGUCCUGCGGUCCCCCGCUAAUUCACGGUACGGCGGAGUCCAACGAAGAAUGCAUGGCGGCAGCAAAGGAGUACUGUGACGAGCACACGACCGACGCGGCGCUUCUGGCAUGCGACGAGGAGGAUUUUUGUUUUGUGAUAGGAGAUUUAGAUUGCCGGCGGGCGGACAUACACGACAGAAUAAUACAUUGGCAUCGGCACAUGGGACCUGUCGCUGUACAACUUCGCUUAGUCUCGCGGCACUGGCACCGUGCGCAGGAGAAGCCCACGAAUCUCAUGAAAGCUGAACUCGCGCGGUUGAAACAGCACGAAGACAUGCUGGAAAAUGCGUACAGCCGUGCUCGCUCGGAAUACAAUCGGCGUUUCGACUCGCCCCACUGGGAAUGGAUGGGUUAGGACCCGUAUGGCGGUGAUGACUAGAAGUGUGUGUAAGUAAGUAAGACUACCA
Pelagomonas calceolata is the source of this 1161-nucleotide messenger RNA. The record is from the annotation of a GenBank genome assembly. NCBI's taxonomy places the organism in Eukaryota, Pelagophyceae, Pelagomonadales, Pelagomonadaceae.